CGCCUCUCUGUGUAUGCUGAAUUCCCCGCCUCCCCACUUUUCAACGAGCGCACCGCUAUUUUUAGCACUGCCACGGAUUAAUGUAAAGUGGCGCAGAGACCGUGAACCGGACUGUCCACAAGCAUUGUAGGACCUCGCUCGGUAUCGGUGCAUUCGGCGAGUUACUUGUCACGGAAACAACUUGGCACGGAUUCGGAAAUCGAGUGGGGGGAAUGAUGACAAACCCCAUGUACCCGUUUCUGGCUUUCUUUUCCUAAAGAAGCAUUUUCAAGGAUGCUGCUUUCGAAGCGGAUCGAACGACAACCCCGGCCCUCGCUCCUGCCCGUGGUUCUCCUAUGUUUCAUUCUCGCCACUGUCAGUACCAGCAUGCCAGCUGGGGGUAAGUGCCCGUACCACAUAGACUGUGCCCGUGAGGGGCGGCACUUCUGCAAACCUGGCACCUCCUUCUGCGGCCCCUGCCUCACCCCAUUGGAAGAGAACGAGGAAGGACAGUGUGUAGCAAGGAAGAGGCGCCAUCACCAUGGUCAAGUGACAGCCUUCUCUGAUCUAGAUGAAGAGAUUGACUUCCUUCACUCAGUCAUUGCCAAACAGGAAGUGUCAGAGGUCAAACAAUCAAAACAAUCAGACACCCCCUCCAAGGCAGUUCCUAUGACUCAGGCAAAGUUUCCCAGACAGAGAGGCAAGGCCCAACCUUCUGCGGAGCAGCCCACUACCGCAGCACCCUCUACCCGGACCCCGCAGUCUGCCACUGGGGCUCUGGAGAGGGUGGGACCGGGGGGACCUGGAGGCCCCAUAGCCAUCCCAUACCCCUCCAAGGACAGCCUCCUUGUCAUUAUGAUCUCUGUGUGUAUCAUCUUUGGCACUGUGGCCCUGAUCUUGGCUACAGUUUGCUGGGUAAGGUUGCAGAAGGAAUCACGUCUGGCCCAGAAGGUAGAUUACCCUGCAUUUGGAAGCAAUGGAAAUGGAACAGCCAACAGGACUUCAUCGGGGGAUAAGAAGUUGGCCCAGAGUGCUCAGAUGUACCACUACCAGCAUCAGAAACAGCAGAUGCUCUCCAUGGAAAAACAUAAAUCGGAGACGAAAGUCACUGACUCAGAAGUCACAUCAGAUGAGGAAGAAGUGGGCGGAGACUUCACUGUGUACGAGUGCCCUGGCCUUGCACCGACUGGAGAGAUGGAAGUGAAGAAUCCUUUGUUUGACGACUCUACCCUACACUACCAAGGGAAUCCCAAGGGAAUCCCAUAGGCUUUAAUGCAUGCUGGAACACGCAGACACCACACACACAGAAACAUACACCCAAUUAAAACACAAUACAAACCUACACACACACACGCAAUUUCUUUACUCUGGAAAAGAGAAGCUUAACUCUCCAAUCAGGUUGCUCUCUCAAAACUGGACAGGCUUAUACAGAUGUUGGAUCUUAAUUUGAUGCAUUUUGUUGCAGAAGGAAAAUGAUCUGCAGCAGGAGGAAUUGAAUGUCUAUUUAAUAUUGAGAAUCAAUACCAGGGGGCAGCUGGAAGCAGUGUUUUGUAGGCUAUACAAUAAUUUAGACUGUAGGUCCACUGACUAAUUGUUGUAUUAUAUGUUCAAGGCAAACAAUAAGCAAAAUAAAUUGGUGGUUAUCACAGA
Molecule: messenger RNA, 1629 nt
Organism: Oncorhynchus tshawytscha (Chinook salmon)
Lineage: Eukaryota; Metazoa; Chordata; Actinopteri; Salmoniformes; Salmonidae
Product: neural proliferation differentiation and control protein 1-like
Exons: 9
Coding region: 274-1245 (323 amino acids)
Cellular component (GO): membrane
Source: RefSeq, a predicted model, not a curated record